Molecule: messenger RNA, 489 nt
Organism: Pochonia chlamydosporia 170
Lineage: Eukaryota; Fungi; Ascomycota; Sordariomycetes; Hypocreales; Clavicipitaceae
Product: peroxisomal membrane protein
Exons: 2
Coding region: 1-489 (162 amino acids)
Biological process (GO): hydrogen peroxide catabolic process; cellular response to oxidative stress; cell redox homeostasis
Cellular component (GO): cytoplasm; peroxisome; mitochondrion
Molecular function (GO): thioredoxin peroxidase activity
Source: RefSeq, a predicted model, not a curated record
AUGUCUGGUAUCAAGGUCGGCGACUCUUUCCCCGAAGGUGUCAAGUUCACCUACGUCCAGCCCUCAGGCGACGACAUUACUUCUUGUGGCAUUCCCGGACCUUAUGAUGCCAGCGCUGAAUUCAAGAAGAAGAAGGUCGUUCUCGUGUCUGUUCCCGGCGCCUUCACUCCCACUUGCCAGCUUUCUCACCUGCCUUCGUACAUCAACAACCGCGAGGCUCUCAAGGCCAAGGGUGUCGACCAGGUCAUCGUAAUCGCCUACAACGAUGCCUUUGUCAUGUCAGCAUGGGGCAAGGCCAACAACGUCAAGGACGACUUCAUUAUCUUCGCCUCUGACGAUAGCUUCAGCAAGUCAAUUGGCUGGACGUUGGGUGAGCGUACUGCUCGAUAUGCCAUUGCUGUUGACCAUGGAAAGGUCAUCUAUGCGGAUAAGGAGGACGGGAAGGGCAUUGACAAGUCUGGUGCUGAUGCUGUUUUGCCAAAGCUGUAA